Messenger RNA from Diabrotica balteata, 1288 nucleotides. NCBI's taxonomy places the organism in Eukaryota, Metazoa, Arthropoda, Insecta, Coleoptera, Chrysomelidae. The record is from the annotation of a GenBank genome assembly.
CUGCAGUAUACCAUGAGAUUGUGUGUUGGAAGUUACAUAGUUUGCGUGUUUUUUAGCAAAAAAUCGUAGACGAUGCCUCCCAAAAAUGAUCCAGAAAUUUUGGCGUUGAAGAAGGAAGUGGAGGAGCUUUAUAAGAAGUUACAGGAAGACCAGAAAAAAGUCGCAGAUACCAGCUUAGAAAAAAUAUGCGACGGUGUAGCUGCGGCGCCCAAAGUCAAAUUAGUCACCCGAAAACUGAUGAAGGGGCAUUUGAAUAAGGUGAACUCCGUUCAUUACAGUGGAGACAGCCGCCAUUGUGUCACUGGGUCUUUAGAUGGAAAACUCAUCAUUUGGGAUACUUACACGGGCAACAAAAUGCAGAUUAUUCCGUUGAGGUCCGCUUGGGUAAUGAGUGUUGCGUUUUCUAAUUCAGGAAAUUUUGUUGCUUGUGGCGGUAUGGAUAAUAUGUGUACCAUUUAUGACUUAAACAAUAGAGAUGCAAAUGGUGUAGCGAAAAUGGUAAGGGAAUUGGCUGGAUAUGACGGUUUCCUGAGUUCUUGUAGAUUUUUAAGCGACAAAUCUCUCAUCACUGGAUCUGGCGAUAUGAAAAUAUGCAAAUGGGAUUUGGAGACCGGUAGGAAAACCUCAGAUUUCGUUGCCCACAAUGGCGAUGUGGUAUCAAUUAGUCUAGCUCCAGACGGCAAUACUUUCGUUACAGGAAGCGUGGAUAAAACCUGUAGGUUGUGGGAUAUAAGGGAGGAGAAACCUAAACAGACAUUUUUUGGACAUCAGGCAGAUGUCAAUUCAGUUUGUUACCACCCCAGCGGCUAUUGCUUCGCGACAGGCUCUGAAGAUAAAUCGGCGAGAAUGUUCGACAUCAGAAGUGAUCAGCAAAUAGCACUAUAUCAACCACCUUCAAAUAAUAGUGGCUUCACAUCGUGUGGACUCUCACUUAGUGGAAGAAUACUCUUGUGCGGAUCUGACGACAACAACAUACAUAUGUGGGAUACGCUGAAAAAUCAACACAACGGUACUCUAUCUGGACACGACAAUCGAGUAACGUCAAUUUCAGUAGCUGAAAACGGAAUAGCAAUCGCUUCUUGCAGUUGGGACCAAACCGUUAGAGUUUGGGGAUAAUUAUUUUGAAGCUGAAUUAGAAUAAAUCAUCCAGUUUCUACAGACAAGGAUAUUAUUGUGUUCUUUAUUUUGAAUGCUCAUAUUUUACAUAAGUACUUAUUAAUAAUUUUUAUUAUAUGUAAUUGAUUGAUAUGGAAUAUUCAUCCUCGCCAUUAAAAAUAAUUAAUGUUUA